UGUCCCGGCCCCUCCGGUGGCGGCGCUGCUGCGAAUCACGUUAAGCUCAAUAGCGGCUCUCAGAUCUUCGCUCCUUCUCUACAGUGUUUCGGACACGCGUGUAAGAAUCCUGCGCUAUGGAUCCCGACGAAAAGAAAGACUCGUCGAAAUAUGGUGAGGCUAGGAAGUUCGACCCCAACUUCAAAGGUCCCAUCUAUAAUCGGGGUUGCACUGAUGUCCUUUGCUGCAUCCUGUUCGUUUUGGCCUUGCUGGGCUACUUUGUGGUGGGGAUAGUGGCCUGGUCCCAGGGUGACCCCAGGAAGGUGAUUUACCCCACAGACAGCAGCGGUCAGUUCUGUGGCCAAGCAGGUACCCGGCUGGAGAAGAAGCCGUUUCUGUUUUACUUCAACAUCAUGAAGUGUGCCAGCCCCCUGGUGCUGCUGGAGUUCCAGUGUCCCACCACUCAGAUCUGUGUGGAAAAGUGUCCUGACCGGUUCUUGACCCUGAAGAAGGUCGUUUCGAGUAAGAACGACCAGGAUUACUACAAGGCCUACUGCAAGGAAGGGACCGACCUUUCAACAACGAACCUUCUUCAGAUUCUGAAGGAUGGCCUGUGUCCUGCCAUGGUUAUUCCCAGCAGGCCUUUUACACACAGGUGUUUCCCGGCUCUCGGCAAAAACAAAGCCGGUGCGGUCGUCGUGGGCAACAGAACCGUGUUUGAUGACGGGUCGGACAUGAUAAACUCCACAGACCUCCUGGAAGGCGCAAAGAGUUCUAACAAAGUUAAGGAGCUCCGUUUGGUGGCCAUGAAGAUCUUUGAGGACUACACUCGGUCCUGGUACUGGAUCCUUCUGGGUCUGGUGAUUGCCAUGGUCGUCAGCCUCAUUUUCAUCAUCCUCAUGCGCUACUUGGCUGGAAUAAUGGUCUGGGUUAUGAUCGUCAUGGCCAUCCUUGUUAUUGGAUAUGGGAUUGUCCACUGCUACAUGGAGUACGCCAGACUGAAGCAGCAGCCAGGCUCUGACAUCACCCUCCAAGACAUCGGGCUGCAGACCGAUUUUGCCGUCUACUUGGAGAUCCGCCAGACCUGGCUCGCUUUCAUGAUCAUUCUGUGCAUCCUGGAGGUGAUCAUUGUUCUGCUGCUCAUCUUCCUCAGGAAGAGAAUCCUUAUUGCCAUCGCCCUCAUCAAGGAGGCCAGCAGGGCGAUCGGUUAUGUGAUGUCUUCACUCUUUUACCCUCUGCUCACGUUUGCCCUUGUCGCCCUGGUGAUUGCAUACUGGGCCAUCACUGCCGUCUUCCUUUCCACCUCGAAUGAACCCGUCUACAAGGUGUUCAAUGAGACAGACUGCCCACAUUCCCGUGAGACCUGUGAUCCCAAGACGUUCAACACCUCCAACAUCUCGGCCGUUUGCCCCGAUGCCCAGUGUCUGUUUGCCUUCUACGGAGGAGAGACGUACUACCACAAGUACCUCAUCCUUUUCCAGUUCUACAACCUCUUCCUCUUCUUCUGGUGUGCCAACUUUGUGACAGCACUGGGGCAGGUGACACUCGCAGGAGCUUUCGCCUCCUACUACUGGGCUCUGAAGAAGCCUGAUGACCUGCCAGCCUUCCCCAUCUUCUCAUCCCUCGGACGGGCACUCAGGUACCACACAGGUUCCCUGGCUUUCGGAGCUUUGAUCCUGUCCAUUGUCCAGGUGAUCAGGGUGCUGCUGGAAUACCUUGACCACAAACUGAAGGGAGCCCAGAACAAGUUUGCCAAGUUCCUGCUCAGCUGUCUCAAAUGCUGUUUCUGGUGCUUGGAAAAAUUCAUCAAGUUUCUCAACAGGAAUGCCUACAUCAUGAUGGCGAUAUAUGGGAAGAACUUCUGCUCAUCUGCCCGGGAUGCUUUCUUCCUCCUGAUGAGGAACAUUGUCAGGGUGGCUGUGCUGGACAAGGUGACAGACUUCCUGCUCUUUCUGGGCAAGCUUUUAAUCGUCGGCCUUGUUGGGAUUUUUUCAUUCUUCUUCUUUUCGGGGAGGAUAAAGGCCACUGAGGAUGUAGGCUUCACUCUUAACUACUACUGGGUACCGAUUCUGACGGUGGUGGUCGGCUCCUACCUCAUCGCUCAUGGCUUCUUCAGCGUGUACGCCAUGUGUGUGGACACACUCUUCCUCUGCUUCUUGGAGGACUUGGAGCGGAACGACGGGAGCAUGGAGAGGCCAUACUACAUGCCGGAGAGCCUUCUGAAGGUCUUGAAGAAGAGGAACGAUGCCAAGGCUGUGGAUUAACCCUCUUUUUACUGGAGGCAGGAAGGAGUUGAGGUUCGGGAUCGGAGACUAAAUCCAUCCGGUGCAGCUGCCAUUAGAGCAAUACUUCUGAAGAACAAUUAACUCUGUUGCAACCGUCUUCACCUUUUGUAAGAAUACACCAUGUAGAGUCUUUUGUGCUACAGGUAUCAUUCCGUAUCAGCAAUAUGUAGGAAGAGCAGUAUCGCACCUUCUGUGGAGAUCUGUGUGAUGCUGGCGAAAACCACAAGUAUUGUUUCUUGGGACCAGUCUAGUUUUUCGGGUAUAAAGUGCAUUUAUUAAGACAUAUAUUUUUUAAAUAUAACAGACAGCUUUCUACCACUGUGAUAAAAAGGAUCUAACCAUUAUCUGUAUGGGCUGUGUCCUUGUUUUAGUAUGCACAAAGAAAUGUGGUUUUUAAUAUGAGUGAUAUCAGGACAAUUAAUCAUAUUUUUUCAUAAUUUGCAUAUGGCACACUGUAAUAAGAGACUGCAUAUUUUCAGCUUUGCAAUUGUUACUUAUUUUUUAGUUGUGGAAAUAUUACACCAUAAUACAAGCACAAUGUUUGGGAUUAAAAGCCAUUAACAACACAAAUACUGGCAAAUAUUUAAGGUACACUUUUAGUCUAAAACAGAUAUUUCUUGAGCUUUGUAAAUAAAUUGUCUAUAUAUUAUUACUGUAGCCUUGAGACAUUCUGUUCUAAGUAAUGGUUAUACGCUUUUGCCUUAAAAUGGUGUGACGUGUUUACUAGAAGUUACAUUUUCAAAAUUGCAGAUCUGUAAAACAUGGUAAUAGCACACACACACGUUGUCUGAGAAA
Messenger RNA from Scleropages formosus (Asian bonytongue), 3059 nucleotides. RefSeq names its product solute carrier family 44 member 2 (CTL2 blood group) (gene slc44a2). Gene Ontology annotation, cellular component: membrane. Gene Ontology annotation, biological process: transmembrane transport. Gene Ontology annotation, molecular function: transmembrane transporter activity. The record is from RefSeq and is a predicted model, not a curated record. NCBI's taxonomy places the organism in Eukaryota, Metazoa, Chordata, Actinopteri, Osteoglossiformes, Osteoglossidae. The coding region runs from base 117 to 2243 and encodes 708 amino acids. The transcript has 22 exons.